Messenger RNA from Pleuronectes platessa (European plaice), 4671 nucleotides. RefSeq names its product eukaryotic translation initiation factor 4 gamma 3. The record is from RefSeq and is a predicted model, not a curated record. The transcript has 26 exons. Gene Ontology annotation, cellular component: eukaryotic translation initiation factor 4F complex. Lineage: Eukaryota; Metazoa; Chordata; Actinopteri; Pleuronectiformes; Pleuronectidae. Gene Ontology annotation, molecular function: protein binding; translation initiation factor activity; mRNA binding. Bases 535 to 4527 code for a protein of 1330 amino acids.
UUAUUCAAUUAUUGAUGAGAAUUAUAUUACGAUAAUUAUUGAUAUCAUUUUUGUAUCUAGCUCCCUGUACUAUUUGCCAACUUUGGCUUUUGACUUUGCCCACUAAAGAUCAAGGGCUAGGUGAUAUAUCAGGAAUUAUCAUGAUAAAUGACACAAUUCAUUUUUUUUUGUAAGUUUAUUGGCAGAUAUUUUUUCUCUCCAGAGUGAUGCUCUCUGUUCUAUAAUGUGCUCUGUUAUUCCUUUGACGUUUAUUUGUCAUCAUUCCUUCUCUCCCUCAUUGCUGGACAUCUACUCACAACCCACCAGUUUGCUACAAUCACGACAGACGCAUCAUCUGGUAAUUUACCCAACUAUCAAGGGCUAGGUGAUAUAUCAGAAACCCAACAGAUUGCUACUGAGACGUGACAGACACAUCAUCAGUUUUUCCAGAGGACUCAGAUACAGACUGCUAGGCCCACCAUCCCGACAAACACGUCUUCCAAACAGCCUGUCUCACAGACUCCUCUAGCCGUCUACCCCACUAAUCAGCCAAUCAUGAAGCCCAUGGCACCCAUGCCUUUCCCUUCCCUGCGGGCUGCACAGCUUAAAAACCUUGGGGCCCGGCGACCACCACCCAGGAAGAUCAUCAUGGGCCUGUCUUUGCACGACGAUGUUCAGCUGAAGAAAUCAGAGAAUGCCUGGAAACCAGGCAUGAAGAGGGAAAGCCUCCCAGCGGAACCAGAGUCCAACAAAACACAGGACCUGUUCAAGAAGGUCCGCAGCAUCCUAAACAAGCUGACGCCGGAGAAGUUCAGCCAGCUGGUGAAGCAGGUCUGGGACCUGACCAUCGACACUGAGGAGCGGCUCAAAGGAGUCAUCGACCUGGUGUUUGAAAAGGCCAUCGACGAGCCCAGCUUCUCGGUGGCCUACGGGAAAAUGUGCCGCUGCCUCGCCACGCUCAAAGUGCCCAUCACUGACGCUCCCAACAACACAGUGAACUUUCAAAAGCUGCUGCUAAGCCGCUGCCAGAAGGAAUUUGAGAAAGACAAGGGGGAUGAUGUGGUGUUUGAGAGGAAGCAGAAGGAGCUGGACUCUGCUGCAUCGACGGAUCGUGACCGACUUCAGGUAGAGCUGCAGGAGGCCAAGGACAUUGCCCGGCGGCGAUCCAUCAGCAACAUAAAGUUCAUUGGUGAACUGUUCAAGCUAAAGAUGCUAACGGAGGCCAUCAUGCAUGACUGCGUGGUGAAGCUGCUGGGGAACCACGACGAAGAUUCCCUGGAGUGUCUCUGCAGACUGCUCACCACCAUCGGCAAGGACUUUGAUUUAGUGAAGGCCAAGCCUCGGAUGGAUCACUAUUUUAAGCAGAUGGAAAAAAUCAUCAGAGAGGGGAAGACGUCUUCACGGACAAGGUUCAUGUUGCAGGAUACCAUAGACCUGAGAUUGCACAAAUGGGUGUCAAGAAGAGCCAACCAGGGUCCAAAGACAAUUGAUCAGAUCCACGAGGAGGCAAAGCUUGAAGAGGAAGAGGAGCAGAGAAAAGUGCAGCAGCAACUGUACUUCAAGGACACCAGGAGACGGCCAGAUCCAAGGGAGCAGAGAGAGCAGAGAGAGCAGAGGGCGCAGAGGGAGCAGAGAGAGCAGAGACAGCAGAGAGAGCAGAGACAGCAGAGAGAGCAGAGAGAGCAGAGACAGCAGAGAGAGCAGAGGGAUCAGAGGGAGCAGAGGGAUCAGAGGGAGCAGAGAGAGCAGAGAGAUCCGCAAGUACAGGGAGAGGAGACCUGGAACACUGUGCCCAUGAGGAAGAAUGGCAGGACCAUCGACCCCAACAAGAUCCCAAAGAUCUCCAAGAUGGACGAGAAGAUCCAGCUGGGCCCCCGGGCUCAAGUCACAUGGGUGAAGGGCAGCGGUGGAGGAGCCAAGGCCAGUGACUCAGCAGAACUUUCACGCACAGCGGUCCUCAACCGCUUCUCGGUGCUGCAGUUCGACCCCUCACCUCAACCCUCCACCACUCCUCCACAGAACCCAGACUUCGACGCCGGGACAACUCACGGAAGUCGUAGCUGUACAGAAAAAAAGCGCAGCAACAAGCCACUGAUCUCUGCACCGAAUGUCACCGAGAUCGAAUCUGAGCCAGAGCGUAGCAGAGUCCGAGAGCCUGUGAAACCUGAGCCUGUCCAGACGAUGGAGGAACCUGCUCGGUCUGAGGAGGAGAUCAAGAGGAAGUGCAAGUCCAUCAUCAACGAGUUCCUGCACCUUAAAGAUUUCAAGGAGGCUGUCCAGUGUGUGGUGGAACUUGAUCUGGGCUCUCAGUUGCACAUCUUCGUACGCGUGGGGGUGGAGUCGACUCUGGAGCGCAGUCAGAUCACACGGGACCACUUGGGCCAGCUCCUCUUCCAGCUGGCGCAGAAGGGAAUCCUGCCCAAACCCCAGUUCUACAAAGGGUUUGCAGACACGCUGGAGCAAGCGGACGACAUGGCCAUCGACGUUCCCCACAUCUGGCUGUACCUGGCCGAGCUGCUCAGCCCUGUGCUGAAGGAGGGGGGCUUCUCUAUGAGAGAGCUCUUUAGUGAAUUAAGCAAACCUUUGCUUCCUGUGGGAAAAGCUGGGAUCUUGAUCUCUGAAAUACUGCUCAUACUAUGCAAACAAAUGGGCCAUCGUACUGUGGCUUCUCUGUGGGAAGAAUCCGGCCUCAACUGGACUCACCUUCUGCCGGAGGAAGAGGACGUCCAGGCUUUCAUCUCACAACAGAAACUCCAUUUUCUUCAGCCACAGAGUCCGAAUGUCUCAGAGCACAAACCUGAGCCAGAGGGCAGCAGUGUCCGAGAGCCUGAGGAUGCGCCAAACAUGCAGGCCAACCCACCUGAAGCGGCCAACUCAAGUGAGCUUCCCUCAGCCAAGGAACCAGCCUCUUCUCACUUGUCCUCAGUCGAGGAGCUGAAACCCUCUUUGGUGCUACCUCAGACUCUGAACACAGACAAGCCUCUCUUAGACGCCCCUAGAACUCUGGCUGCCUUGUCUGGAGCAGCCCCCACGGCUUUGAACAGCCUUGCAGAGUCAGAGACUGAGCUGGAGACAGCCGCCGUUGAGCCUUCUCUCAUGCCCCCCGCUUCACUACAGCCCCAAGCCUCUAGUCCUGCUUACAGAGAGGCCGCCUCUGAAACUUUGCCUGCUGACACCACUCCUCAACAGAACCCCAACUUCGAUGCCGGGACAACUCUGGGAAGCCGUACAGGCAGGAAGCGCAGGAAGAACAGAAAGCGCAGCGCAAAGCCGCUGAGCUCUGCACCGUCUCAGCCUGAUCUGUACACCAGGGGAAGCAGCUCAAAGGAGCUGCUGGAGAGUCCAACCCCGGAGGAGCCGCCAAGAGACAGCGAGCCAGAGGGAGCUGUGCCUAGGAGACCGAAUGUCUCUGAGCACAAACCUGAGCCAGAGGGCAGCAGUGUCCGAGAGCCUGAUGAUGCGCCAAAACAGCAGGCCAACCCACCUGAAGCGGCCAACUCAAGUGAGCUUCCCUCAGCCAAGGAACCAGCCUCUUCUCACUUGUCCUCAGUCGAGGAGCUGAAACCCUCUUUGGUGCUACCUCAGACUCUGAACACAGACAAGCCUCUCUUAGACGCCCCUAGAACUCUGGCUGCCUUGUCUGGAGCAGCCCCCACGGCUUUGAACAGCCUUGCAGAGUCAGAGACUGAGCUGGAGACAGCCGCCGUUGAGCCUUCUCUCAUGCCCCCCGCUUCACUACAGCCCCAAGCCUCUAGUCCUGCUUACAGAGAGGCCGCCUCUGAAACUUUGCCUGCUGACACCACUCCUCUACAGAACCCAGACAUCGAAGCCAGGACAACUCUGGGAAGCCGUACAGGCAGGAAGCGCAGGAAGAACAGAAAGCGCAGCGCAAAGCCGCUGAGCUCUGCAUCGUCUCAGCCGGAUCUCUUCACCGGGGGAAGCAGCUCAAAGGAGCUGCUGGAGAGUCCGACCCCGGAGGAGCCGCCAAGAGACAGCGAGCCAGACGGAGCCGUGCCUAGGAGACCGAAUGUCUCUGAGGAAGAAUCUGAGCCAGAGGGCAGCAGUGUCUCUAGUCCUGCUUACAGAGAGCCCGCCUCUGAAACUUUGCCUUCUGACACCACUCCUCAACAGGACCCCAACUUCGAAGCCAAAUGUGUGAAGGAGAACCUGGCUGAAUCUCACCUGAGCUCGUCUCCCUACCUGAGGGCGUUGAUGACGGCUGUCUGUAAGGCAGCAGUGAAAAAUAACACCAACUGUCGAGUGCACACGGCCCUCAUUCAAAAGAGAUUACCUGUAUUGAUCCAGUACCGGAACUCAGAGAGUGAGCGACAGCUGCAUGCUCUUCAGGAACUUCAGUCGCUGAUCGUCGCCCUCGAUCAUCCUCCAAACCUCCUCCAGAUAUUCUUCGAGUGUAUGUACGAAGAGGACACAUUCUGCAAGUCGGGGACGAGAAAAGACCCGGCUAAUCAGCUGGAUAAGGGCGUGGCCCUGAAGACCGUCACAGCCUUCUUCACCUGGCUUCGGGAGGCGGAGUCAGAAGACAAUUGACGAGAUUGGAUUCCGAACUCGUCAAUUUGGAAUUUUUCUUUUUCUUUUGCAACGUUCCGCACUUUUUAAUUUAUUAAUAAUAAAAGGAAGUUAAAAAUGCUCGUUCUCAUGAUUAGUUCUUUCCAUGGUUUGGUGCUUAAAGGG